Molecule: messenger RNA, 2405 nt
Organism: Petromyzon marinus (sea lamprey)
Lineage: Eukaryota; Metazoa; Chordata; Hyperoartia; Petromyzontiformes; Petromyzontidae
Gene: PDIA4
Product: protein disulfide isomerase family A member 4
Biological process (GO): protein folding; response to endoplasmic reticulum stress
Cellular component (GO): endoplasmic reticulum; cell surface
Molecular function (GO): protein disulfide isomerase activity
Source: RefSeq, a predicted model, not a curated record
GCGUGGCUAUAUAUAAGGCGGGUCUCGAGGUGCGCGUAGCACCCCGUGGGUCUCCGCGGGAGAAGUCGAGGGCCUGUCGCGGUUGUUCGACGUGAAUCCAAGAUUUCAGAUCGCCGUUGCCAAUUGAACUCUUGAGCGCCAUGAAGGUGAAGAAGCUGUCGCUGCUAAUGGCCUUGGCUGUACUGACGCAGCUGCCGCACGUGUCGGGAACUGAAGACGAUGAUAUAAACGAAGCAGUCAAAGCUGAUGAUGGUGACGACGACACUGAUGACGGAGAGGAGGAUGUAACGGCAGUGAAGGAAGAGAAUGGAGUCUUGAUUCUUAAAGACCUUAAUUUUGACUUUUUUGUUGCUGGCAAAGAUACAGUGUUGUUGGAAUUCUAUGCUCCAUGGUGUGGCCAUUGCAAGGAGUUCGCUUCCGAGUAUGAAAAAAUAGCGAAGGAACUCGCGGAAAACGAUCCCCCCAUUCCCGUAGCCAAAGUGGAUGCUACGGUUGCUGUGCACUUGGCAGAGCGCUUCAGCGUCAGUGGCUAUCCCACCAUUAAAAUCCUCAAGAAGGGCCAGGCCGUAGACUACGACGGGGAUCGCACUCAGGAUGCCAUCAUUGCGAAGGUGAAAGAAGUGGCAUCGCCUGACUGGAAACCACCCCCUGAGGCUGUGCUGACUCUGACGGAGAGUAACUUUGACGAGAUUGUGAACGAUGCAGACAUCAUCCUGGUGGAGUUCUAUGCCCCCUGGUGUGGCCACUGCAAAAAACUUGCCCCAGAAUAUGAAAAGGCAGCACAAGAGCUCUCAAAGAACACGCCACCAAUCCCCUUGGCCAAGGUGGAUGCCACGGUUGAGUCUGAGCUCGGAAAACGGUUUGGCGUGAGUGGAUACCCCACACUCAAGCUCUUCCGGAAGGGCAAAGCGUAUGACUACAAUGGGCCCCGGGAGCAAUAUGGUAUUGUGAGCCACAUGAUUGAGCAAGCAGGCCCUGCUUCCCAGGAGCUCAAGUCUAUGAAACAGCUGAAUGGUUUUGUCCAAAAUGGUGAUGAUGUGGUCAUUCUGGGUGUGUUCAAGAAUGAGCAGGAUGUUGCUCUUCAGCUCUUCCAAGAAACCGGUAACAAUGUCAGAGAGGAAUUUAAGUUUUACCACACAUUUGAAGAAAAUAUUAAGAACCAUCUCAAAGCUGUGGAUGGGCAGGUGGUCGUGCUGCAUCCUGAGCGUUUCCAAUCCAAAUAUGAACCCAAGCAGUUCACAUUUGACAUCCAGGCGGACUCAACAGAUUCUGACCUCAAGGCUUUUGUGGAAAAGCAUUCGGUACCACUUGUGGGUCAGCGCAAGCCCUCGAAUGAAGCCAAGCGUUAUGCUUCCAGACGGCCCCUUGUCGUUGUCUUCUAUGGCGUGGAUUUCAGCUUUGACUACCGCACAGCCACACAGUUCUGGCGUUCCAAGGUGUUGGAGGUGGCAAAGGACUUUCCCAAAUUCACUUUUGCCAUCGCGAGUGAAGACGACUAUUCAAAAGAGCUGAGUGACCUGGGACUAGCAGAGAGUGGUGAGGAAGUAAAUGCUGCAAUCCUUGAUGCCUCGGGCAAAAAGUAUGCCAUGGCACCAGAGGAGUUUGAUGCAGAUGUACUGCGCGACUUUGUGAUCUCAUUUGAGAAAGGCAAGCUGAAGGCAGUGGUGAAAUCCCAACCCUUGCCCAAGUCCAACAAGGGCCCUGUGAAGGUGGUAGUAGGGCGGACAUUUGAGCAGAUGGUUUUGGACAACAGCAAAGAUGUGCUCAUAGAAUUCUAUGCACCAUGGUGUGGCCACUGCAAAAGCUUGGAGCCUAUCUACAAGGAUCUAGGGAAGAAGUAUAAAGGUCACAAAGGACUCGUUAUUGCCAAGAUGGAUGCAACAGUUAACGACAUCCCUCACGAUUCCUACAAAGCAGAGGGUUUCCCUACCAUAUACUUCUCCCCCAGCGGAGCCAAGGAUCGGCCCAUAAAGUUUGCAGAUGGUUCACGUGACCUGGAGUCGCUGAGCAAAUUCAUUGAGAAGCAUGCCACCAAGCUGUCAAUAAAAGAUGAGCUUUAGCAGUGCCACUGUGGACUUGGAAAAACUGGGGGAAUCGAAUAGAUUUCUGCUUUAGUAUUGGUUGGAAUGUUUAUGGUAGGGUCAAUUGAGGGAGUGGGGAAAUUACAAAUUGCUGCAAUUUCUGUGCAGUCUUAUUUCCUGUACUGGGCCUUUGGUCAAAAAUCGGUCUGUUCUCCGUGGUAUUUUGUUUGCAGCAUUAUUUGGUCAGUUAUGCUUAUUGUUGCAAUUAUUUGAUUGUUUAACACUGCAACGUCCAACUUGGAUGUAUGAACUCAAGAUUGAGGUGAAACAGUUGUAAAGAACUGCAUUCAAAAAGUGCUUCUGCAAAUAAACAUUUUUAUUUAA